Molecule: messenger RNA, 1836 nt
Organism: Stegostoma tigrinum
Lineage: Eukaryota; Metazoa; Chordata; Chondrichthyes; Orectolobiformes; Stegostomatidae
Gene: kat8
Product: K(lysine) acetyltransferase 8
Exons: 6
Biological process (GO): regulation of DNA-templated transcription
Molecular function (GO): histone acetyltransferase activity
Source: RefSeq, a predicted model, not a curated record
CCCUCGCGCUCCCUCGCGCUCCCUCGCGCUCUCUCUCUCUCAUUCUCUUUUUAUCUGAAUCUAUGCCUCUGUGUUUUUCCUAUCUGUCUUUCUCUCUUUGCCUCUGUCCUCUCACGCUCUCUUCCCUCCGGCUGUCAAUGCUUCUCUGUUUAUCUGAGCCUGUGCCUCUGCGUUUUUCCCUCUCCCUCUCCCUGUGUGUUUUUCAACCCCUGUCGCCCUGUCUCCUUCCCACAGUCUCAGUGCCAGUGGAGACAGCCACCAGGAAAAGAGAUCUAUCGCAAGACCAACAUCUCUGUGUACGAGGUGGAUGGGCGAGACCACAAGAUUUACUGCCAGAACCUGUGCCUGCUCGCCAAGCUGUUCCUCGACCACAAGACUCUGUACUUUGAUGUGGAGCCUUUUGUCUUCUACAUCCUGACUGAGGUGGACCGGCAUGGGGCGCACAUUGUGGGCUAUUUCUCCAAGGAGAAGGAAUCGCCCGAUGGGAAUAACGUUGCCUGUAUCUUGACUCUGCCACCGUAUCAGCGCAGGGGCUACGGGAAAUUUCUCAUCGCUUUCAGCUACGAGCUGUCGAAGCUGGAAAGCACGGUGGGCUCUCCGGAGAAGCCCCUCUCUGACCUCGGGAAGCUGAGCUACCGCAGCUACUGGUCCUGGGUUCUACUGGAGAUACUGCGGGACUUCCGAGGGACACUGUCCAUCAAAGAUCUCAGUCAGAUGACCAGCAUUACCCAGAACGACAUCAUCAGCACCCUGCAGUCCUUAAACAUGGUCAAGUACUGGAAAGGUCAACAUGUUAUCUGUGUCACCCCCAAACUGGUGGAGGAACACCUGAAGAGUGCCCAGUACAAGAAGCCUCCAAUUACAGUCGACUCGAUCUGCCUGAAGUGGGCACCGCCGAAACACAAACAGCUCAAGCUCUCGAAGAAGUGACUCAGCUGAGAUCCGAGGAGCAGGAUUUCUGUGAUGGCGCCACAGCAGGAGGGAGAGAGAGCGAGGACAGUGAAUCAACUGGGGCUAGAUGGCACAGAGCGGGCCAGGGGGCAGGCAACAGAGGGUUUCCCCAGAGACACAGACCCACCCUCUACCCACCCAUCAUUGCUGCUGCCAAGACACACUGAGAACAGCAGUGGUAGCGCCAGGAUGACACUGGUUCACUCAGACUUAGUUUGCUUGUUUGUAUGUGUGUGUUCAGAGAGAGAGAGAGAGAGAGAGAGACAGACAGAGUGCGAGUAUGUCACAGUGAGAGAGAGAGUAAUGUGUCACAGAGAGAGAGAGUGUCAGAGUGCAAGCAUGUCACAGUGAGUGUGUGAGAGCAUGAGCGUGUCACAGAGAGUGCGUAUGAGCGUGAGACUGCAUGUGUCACAGAGUGAGUGCGUCAGAGCAAGAAUGCAAGCGUGUCACGGUGAGAGUGUGUCAGCGACACUGCGAGCGUGUCUCUGUGUGUGUGUGUCAGAGCGAGAGUGCGAGCGUGUCAGUGUGUGUGAGCAUGUCACGGAGAAUGUGUCAGAGCGAGACUGCGAGCGUGUCAGAGUGAGCGUGUGUGGGUGCGAGCCUGAUGCGGAGUGAGAGGGAAGGUGUGUGACUCGGUGCCUGUCAGGUGGGUGCAGCUUUCACCGACUUGAACAGUUGAGCACCUGCCAGCUGCCUUGAGGAUGCAGCUCGGGAUUGGAAAGGGAUGGACCGGAGAGGCUUUGAUCGUGUUUUUAUUGAGAAAUUGUCGGCAAUAAUUUCAGCUUGAGCUUCCGGGCAGCCCACGUACACAUUCUCCUUUAUGUAGUUUGAUUGUAGUUGUUCAAAGUUGUAAUAAAUGUAGUUAUGUUUUUUUUUGUUACUUUA